GGGACGCGGCUGGGGCUCCCGCCCGAGGUUCCUGCGAGCGCUUGGGACCGCGAACCCCCGCGCGAGGAACUAGCGAGCACGGGAGCCAACGAGUGCAGAGUGGGCAGAGGGCGGAGCGGAGCCGCCGGGCGGAGCGGGCUCAGAGCCCGGGUCUCCGCGGCUCGGCUCGGGACCCGGCGGCGGGGACGGCGAUGUUCCACUGCAUCCCCCUGUGGCGGUGCAACCGUCAUGUGGAGACCAUCGACAAGCGCCACUGCUCGCUGGUCUACGUCCCCGAGGAGAUUUACCGCUACGCCCGCAGCCUGGAGGAGCUGCUGCUGGACGCCAACCAGCUCCGCGAGCUGCCCGAGCAAUUUUUCCAGCUAGUCAAAUUACGAAAGCUUGGACUUAGUGAUAAUGAAAUUCAGCGGCUCCCUCCAGAAAUAGCAAACUUCAUGCAGCUGGUGGAACUUGAUGUGUCUCGAAAUG
Leptonychotes weddellii (Weddell seal) is the source of this 468-nucleotide messenger RNA. Lineage: Eukaryota; Metazoa; Chordata; Mammalia; Carnivora; Phocidae. The record is from RefSeq and is a predicted model, not a curated record.